Molecule: messenger RNA, 2223 nt
Organism: Penicillium salamii
Lineage: Eukaryota; Fungi; Ascomycota; Eurotiomycetes; Eurotiales; Aspergillaceae
Source: the annotation of a GenBank genome assembly
AUGUCGAUCGCGGAAGCAAAAAAAUGUGUAUCAACUGAGCCAGUGAGCCGAAAGGCCCGCGCCAGUCCCGAGUUAGUUGAAUCGGCAUCCAGGACUGUUCGCAACUAUGUCGCUAACUCUGGUCUCAGAUACACCCGGGCUCUUGAGGAAAGAAUAAAAAGUCUCGAGUCUCAAAUUCCAGAGGAGCGAGUGGAACAUUUACCAACCAGCUGGCGAGCUACACAGCAAGAUUCGGCGCAAAGGGGCGAUGGAACAUUGUCAAGGAAAAGGCCGUUCGAACAAACCGUCCUAGAGCAUGCUUCAACUCCUGUGUCUCAUGAUUCCUCUACACCGAGGCAAACGAUGAUUUACAGAGAGCCAGACGAAGAUUCGUCGUGUCUACGUCGAGCAUCGCGUCCCGCUACGUCGACAUACUCAGAUACACGGCCGUCAGUACCCUCGUCAUUUCCCCAAACCACAGAGGACUCGACAGAUUCACGGAGACUUUCUGGCCACUCCAGCUUAUUGAUUGGUAUAAUAGCCACUCUUGCAAGAGGUGCCGGUGAAUCCACCUCAGAGCUGUCCAAUGGCUCUAAAGAUUCCGUUUUAUCUAUGUUGACCGAUCAGUCAUUUCCUCUGGACCGUUCAUUACGAAUUUCAGAUGAGGCAUCUGAUCGACUGGUCCGUAUUUAUCUUGAAAGAGUUAACCCACGCUAUCCGUUUCUUCAUCUGAAAACUUUCCUUGGCUGGUAUGAAUCUUGGAAGGCCAGGUCCCACAUGAAUACGACCAAGGACCAGCAUUGCCUAUGGCAAGACUUCUUUGUGACCAUGGUGCAUGCUGUUGCUCUGCUUCUGACACCCCAGACCUUAUAUAACAAGGCGAUGGAAUAUCUUGCCCAUGUUUUCGCACAGCCGGACCCUGUCUUACAUGCUCAGGCAUAUCUUCUCCUGACGCUACACGCGCUUCAUUCUCCAUCGUCGCAAAUGAUUGUCACAAUUGUGUCUGCAAUGAUGAGAUAUUGUGUCAUGGAAGAGCUUCAUUUGGCUGAGAGUGAGCCGAGAGCAUCAAAUCCAGCUUUCUCUCUGGAAGUCCAGACUCGCCGCCGAGUCUUUUGGUCGGCUUAUGCGUUGGAUCGAUUCAUUAGCUGGAUUUACCACAUUCCCAACAAUAUCAUUGACGAACACAUCAGCGUGCCGCUCUUCUCGAACGUUGGUGACGCUGAUCUUCGCGGCGCAGAAUCGAUUGAUGACAACAUUAGGAUCGAAACUCCAUCACAGCAGACGCAUGUGUCACCAGCUCUUCAUUUGUUUCGAUGUCGACGUAUUCAGUCCAGAAUUAUCAGUACUAUGAUGCGGUCUGAUUUCGAGAAUAUCGACACCACAACGACAUGGCGAGAGCACAUGUUAGGGGAGCUAGAUUCGUGGAGAUCCCAGCUCAGCUCGUUGAGUGAUGUGGCAUCUAAAAGCUACACAAGCGAUCGAUGGGUUGGCAUGGCCUACAAUUACACCAUUCUUCUCUUACAUCAACCAACAAGGGACAAUGUCUGCCAUGGCUUCGGAGACCGCUCGGUCCCGGCUUGUGUCCAGAUUGCCUUGACGUUUAGGACUUUCCAGAAAGACCGUCAAACGGCACAAUUAUGGCCAGGACUUUUAAGUCAAGUCUCCGUCGGUAUCACCUUGCUUUACUGCUUCUGGGCAACACCCGCUCAACACCAGACCCCAGCAUAUCGUUCAAGAGAAGUCCCAGAAGCGUUGCGGGCCUGUUCAAUCUCCCUUGCCAUUCUUGCCGAGCGGUGGGUUCAAGCCGAGCCUCUGCGCGAUGUCUUUGAUGUUCUCGCAAAAGAAGUACCUCUCCACGGCGCGACUGACCCUACUCCGCGACGUAUCUCAGCAGAGUCUGUCUCUUACGUUCAGUCCCAACUUCCUCUUCUUACUUCAAUCAUCAUGCACAGGGGUGUUUUGCGCAUGAUACGUGAGAUGAUCACGGAGGAUUUUCCCAGAAGCUUAAGUGAGAGUUAUGAGCAUGCAUUGCCGCCACAUGACGGGAGUAUACUUCGGAGCUUGGAUGGUCACCUGUGUAGUCCCGAAUGUCCAUUUUUCCGCAAGUCGGACCAGUCUGAAUCUGUGGCCGCCAUUGAUUCCCGAAUGUAUCCUCCGCUUGAUGGAGAGGGAAUGGGUGGUGACUUUGGGAUUGAUGACGACACGCUCGUCUUUCCACUCCUCUUUGGCUCUGCGGAAUUUUGA